This is a messenger RNA of Condylura cristata (star-nosed mole), 924 nucleotides long. Its product is annotated as olfactory receptor 2D3-like. Bases 1 to 924 code for a protein of 307 amino acids. The record is from RefSeq and is a predicted model, not a curated record. Gene Ontology annotation, biological process: G protein-coupled receptor signaling pathway. The transcript has a single exon. NCBI's taxonomy places the organism in Eukaryota, Metazoa, Chordata, Mammalia, Eulipotyphla, Talpidae. Gene Ontology annotation, cellular component: membrane. Gene Ontology annotation, molecular function: G protein-coupled receptor activity; olfactory receptor activity.
AUGGGAGAAGAAAACAAAACUUCUGUGACUGAAUUUAUCUUGCUGGGACUUUCACAAGAUCCAAAGAUCCAGAUCUUGCUGUUCUGUAUUUUCUUGAUCAUCUACCUUCUCUCUGUAUUUGGAAACCUGCUCAUAAUAAUCCUGAUCCAGACGGACUCUCGACUUCACACUCCCAUGUACUUCUUCCUCAAAAACUUGUCUUUUGCUGACCUCUGUUUCUCUACAAGCAUUGUUCCCCAGAUGUUGGUGCACUUUCUUAUAAAAAAGAAAACCAUCUCUCUCAUUGGAUGUUCCCUACAGAUAGUGGUCUUCCUUUUAGCAGGCUGUACAGAGUGCACCCUGCUGGCAGUGAUGUCCUAUGACCGCUAUGUGGCUGUCUGCAAACCCCUGCACUACUCUACCAUCAUGACCCAGAAGAUCUGUGUCCAGCUGGCCAUAGUGUCUUGGAUAAGUGGGGCAUUUGCAUGUUCAGUGGACAGUGGAUUUACACUGUGUCUCCCCUACCGGGGACAGAAUGUAAUUAAUCACUAUUUUUGUGAACCUCCUGCUCUCUUGAAAUUGGCUUCAGCAGACACCUACAAGGCUGAAAUGGCUCUCUUUUCAGUGGGGGUGGUCAUCCUUUUAGCUCCUCUCUCCCUCAUCUUUGUCUCCUACUGGAACAUCAUCUCCACUGUGGUCCGGAUGCAGUCAGGAGAGGGCAGGCUCAAGGUGUUUUCUACCUGUGGCACCCAUCUCACUGUUGUGGUUCUCUACUUUGGCUCUGGAAUAUUUGCCUACAUGAGACCAAAUUCCAAGACCAUGAGUGAAAAGGAUAAGGUCAUUUCUGUGUUCUAUUCAGUUAUGACUUCUAUGUUGAACCCUAUCAUUUACAGCUUGAGGAACAAGGAUGUGAAGGGCGCUUUCAGGAAGCUAGCUGGAAAAUAG